UAAGAUAAGGUUUAGCCUGCCAAUCAAAGCAAAAUUGAUCACGGGGUAUACCCGAUGGCAUCGUGUAUUAUUGACAAUUUAAUAUAAAAAAACGAGUAUUUGAAGACGGGAAUGGCACUAAUAAUGUCGGCUUUAAAUGUGACAGUCGUUUGUUUAGUAUUAAUCGGACAGGUAUUGACUAGGGAAAUUCUGGUCCAGAACUGCAUUCAUGACCACGACAAAAACACGUGUUCGGACGGCUACUGCUGCGUACGGGACGAGUUCCUGUCGACGCGAACCUACUGCCGGCAGUUCGGUCAGGCAAGCGCGCCGUGCAGCACACAACCGACCGAUUACGAGUGCCCGUGUGCACCGGGCUACCGGUGCGCUACUGACGCCGAGGGACAUAUAACGUCUUUGUUUGGACGAUGCUACGCGAUUCCAGAGAACACGACCACCGCGCCAACCACUCCUAGCACUACAACGUCCACUACUCCCACAAGCCCGACUACUGUGUCAACAACAACUACGACGACAACAACAACAACGACGCCCACUCUUACAGCGCCAUCGUCGACAACAAUAAACACAACAACAGCUUCUACAACACCCGUCCUUACUACUACAACUACGGAAUUACCAACGACUUCGGUUUCGACAAAUACCACUUUUUCAACUCAAAUGCUCACAACAACAACACUUAAUGUGCCGACGAAAGCUGUCAUAAUCGAAGACUUUGCACCGGAAACAAAUCAAAAUUCGUUUGCUUCGACCGGAAGUGAAGUCGUUAACCAGAAAUCAAGCGAUCCCCUAAAUAUAAUCGUUCCGAUUGGAUGAUGUCUUUUAAAGAACGAAAAAAAAAAACAUGUUGAAAGAAGAUCAUUAUUGUUAUUUAAUGUUGUUAUGUUUUCACGCGAGAAUCAAGAAAUAUUGCUAUAGCAAAUUCUUGAAUCUUAAAAACUGUUUCAACGAUAAAUGUAUUACGAACAUGUAAAUACAUUUUGAUAUUUUGUUACGAUUAAACGUUGUUCGUGUCUGUAUAAGUGCUCAGGUGAGCUACUUUGAUCAGCCAAAGUCAGGCGUGCGUCGUCGUGCGACGUGUGGUCUAUAGAAACUACGAUUUAAGUCCAAUAUUGACGAAACUUUGUCUGAAUGUUUUUGUGAACGAUGUCGAGUUUGAAUCCGACUCACAUGCGUCUGAAAACUAGGUCACCUGGUCAAAUUUCAGAAAACCUUUUUUACAACAACAGAAGAAACUUUUACAUUAUUUGAUAGGCGGAAUUAAAAGCUGUGUCAAGUGCGUCCAAAAACAACGCCACCAGGUCAAAUAUGACCAAAACACUUGCUACCGCUCUCAAUGCCACAUUUAUGACUUAAUCUUGAUCGGAAUGUUUGUCUUGACAUUGUAUAGGCUGAUUUUUUAUUCAGGAUUUAGAGCAUCCAAAAACAACGUCAUUAGGUCAAAUGUGACAAAACAACAACAAUCUGGAGGCCACAUUUCGGAAGUCUUGACAUAAUCUUGGCCAAGUUCGCACUUUGGUCAUAUGCAUAAAAAACUAUUAGAAAUAUAUUGUAACCACUCUCGAGGCCACUUUUUGACUCAUUCUUGAUGAAACUUGUACAAAGUGUUUAUUGAGCCCAAUUUCGAAUCUGACUAAAAUGCGCCUAAAACAAAAUCAUCAGAUCGAAUGAGUUUUCAUUUAAUCGUAUUCUCUUAAAUACAAAUAUAAUAUAUAAAAAACAUACAAUUGUUGACUUUAUAAUUUGACAUUGAACCUUCAUUGUAACAUAAUGUUGCAUUUUUGGUAUAAAAUUUGUUAAUAAUGACUCGAUCACGACUGUAAAAAAAUGCCGCGAAUGUGGUUCCUUAGGUCAAUCUAAAUGCAAGCAAAAUUUAGAAUGACAAUGUGGUUAAAAGUAAAUUGAUAAAAAAUUUCUACCCAUUAUAACACUUACCGAAUCAAACUCCACGCAGCGGUCUCCCCACAGCUAUUGGUGAUAACCACUUCCAUCACAAGAAAAUUCUUCCAGAUCUGGAAGCAUUUUUAUUUUUUGUUGUUUAUGUAUUGUAUUAUGAAAAGUAGUGUAAUGAUAUUAUAUAUUUUAAAAAUAAUGUAUAUGUUUAGGUUCAUAAUAUUUUUUUUUAAACUUAAAAAGUAAACACAUAUUUAGACGCCAUUAUUGUACCACGUGGCUCGGCUAUCAUCACGUGGUUUGUGAAAAUCAUUUUUCUCUUUUUUGUGUUAUCCUUGGUAUUGUGUGUGCAUUCCAUGGUUUACUAUGUAUAUUGCUGUGAUAAUAUAUUUCAUGUUGUCUGCAUUAUGUAGUAACUAUGUUAUGUUCAUAUUUUUACAAAAUAAAAUCAAUCAAGCAA
Dreissena polymorpha is the source of this 2353-nucleotide messenger RNA. RefSeq names its product integumentary mucin C.1-like. The record is from RefSeq and is a predicted model, not a curated record. The coding region runs from base 112 to 816 and encodes 234 amino acids. Lineage: Eukaryota; Metazoa; Mollusca; Bivalvia; Myida; Dreissenidae. The transcript has 2 exons.